CUCCUCAACUUAUCAACAGCCUGUUUUAUUAUAGAGCUCUGAGUUUGUUUGACAACAACACGUGUUAGAGACUUUAGGCUCAUACUGGUGAUAUAGCACCGUCAACUGCGACAAGUGUCGGCCAUAGUUCUACUCCUAACGUGGGAAAAUCAACAUUUUCGAUAGGACUUUUCAAAACAAAAGUGGUUAUAAUUGAGAGAAAUCGACAUUCUGAACAUUCGUAGGUGUUAAGCUGUAAUGGUACCAGAGAGGGUAAUGGAUUGUGAACAGAGAUUCAAAAUGGAAAAAGAUGAGAGUUACCAUGACAAUCAAAGUAUCGGAAGUGAUGACCAACUCAAUGACUAUGAAAAUGACGAGAAUCUUAGCAUGCAUCAAUCAAGGAAACGUACUUUGGACAUUCUUGGAGAUGAUUUUUGUACAAGCCCCGAUGCCAUGAACAAGAAAAAACGAAAAGUAUCAACCUCUCCCCAAUCGUUCGAAGAUCUUCAAACACAACGCGUUCUUGCAAAUGUCCGGGAAAGGCAACGUACCCAGUCACUAAAUGAAGCAUUUACAUCGCUGCGAAAAAUCAUACCGACUUUGCCAUCGGACAAACUCAGUAAAAUCCAGACUCUAAAACUUGCUACACGAUACAUUGACUUUUUGUACCAGGUGUUACGCAGCGAUGACCAUGACUCGAAGAUGGCAAGUUGCAGUUAUGUGGCACAUGAAAGACUCAGUUAUGCUUUUUCUGUAUGGAGGAUGGAAGGGGCCUGGUCGGGAAUGACUGGACACUGACCUAGCUAGGAGGGAUAAAAUAUAAUAUAUACAAAUGUCGAUCUGUGUUCAAGACGUAACGUACGUGAUGUGCCGGAAAGUGCCAAAUACUAUUGUUAUGCUUGGAGCCUGUGCAAUACAGAAUAUGGUGACCAUGGAAACAAGAGUAACUCUCUUCUGUUACCAUGGAAAUUGAGCUGUCGUUGAAUAUGAUGAAUGACGUCAUCAACUCAAUGCGUUAUCCGUACCAUAUCACGAUCGAGAACUCAACUGCUGGUGACUUUGGUGAAUAAGAGAAAUGAUCUUUUCUAACACUGGUUGAAUGCACUGGAAGUACUUUACACUCCCCCGACAGAAUUAAAGAUGCUUUUAGGCCAACCAUAAACUGACGUAGUACCAGUUGAUACCAGAUCUGCAAUCUAAAAUCGAGGAUCCCGCCGUGAAAAUAAAUUAGUGACUUUUCAAUAUCCCACGAAAUCAUCUUAUUAAAUAGACAAGCAAAACAUGUUGAAGUACUUAUCCACAUGGAUUAAAAUCAUUGCGGAUUGAACAGUUGAAAUAAUAUCUUACUGACACUAAUGCGAGAGCAUUGUGUAAGCUUUUCAAUGCGUUUUGAUAAUCCUCUUUACCAUGAGGAAUAUUCAUCCUCCGAACGCAGGGGUCCGGGGCGUUUUCACACGUUUUUUCCCAAAAGAAUUUAUUCUUGGAGUUAUGGCCCUGCGCUCGGAUGAUUUCAAUUAUUAUUGAGUGAUAUCUUAGAAGUGAGAAAAUCAGAAAUCGUAAGGCAAUUUAAUUUACACUAAGCAAAUAAUAUAAAUUGUAAAUAGUUGUACAGAUAUGAGUGAGUUGUAAAUGCGAACUGGUGCUAACAUUUCAUACGUGUAUAUAUUCAUUGUAGAGACCAAUAAAUCAUUUAAUUAUUUCAUUUGACAUGAUGUUCUUGGUUACCCUUUGCAUUCAUUCGACUUCACUUCUAAAACGAGAGCUAACUAGACUUUGCGCGCAGGGUAGUUCUUGGUAUGGUCUAUUCAGG
Messenger RNA from Owenia fusiformis, 1789 nucleotides. NCBI's taxonomy places the organism in Eukaryota, Metazoa, Annelida, Polychaeta, Sabellida, Oweniidae. The record is from the annotation of a GenBank genome assembly.